This is a messenger RNA of Drosophila sechellia, 4874 nucleotides long. It is a transcript of the gene brat, whose product is annotated as tripartite motif-containing protein brain tumor. Gene Ontology annotation, molecular function: zinc ion binding; mRNA 3'-UTR binding; protein binding. Bases 276 to 3452 code for a protein of 1058 amino acids. The transcript is spliced from 3 exons. Lineage: Eukaryota; Metazoa; Arthropoda; Insecta; Diptera; Drosophilidae. The record is from RefSeq and is a predicted model, not a curated record.
AUGCUACACAAAUUUGUUUCAACUUGUUACUGCAACAACAACAACAACCAAAACAACGGCAACCAUCCCACGCAAUUUAUCAUAUAGACUGCGCAAGAGCGAGACAGCAACACGGCGCAACCAGCAGCGAGAAGCAACAACAACAAGCAGAAAUCAGGAAACCAGGAAACGAACUGGAAUAUAUAGAAAAUUCUACAACAAAAUACAACAAAAAAGCAGUAAAGCUGUUACUCCUAAAGGUAAACGGAGCCACCGACGGCACUUACAACACAAAGAUGGCGUCCUCACCGACACCAUCUCUGGACUCGAUGCGGGGCGGGGCGAACUCGAUCGAAUCGUACGAACACGCCGGCUAUCUAUCAGACUCUCCGCUCACGUUGAGCGGUUCAUCGCCACCGGCCAGCGAUUCGGCAAUCUGCAGUGAUGAGUACACGGGCGGCAGCAGCGUUAAGUCACGCUCUGAGGUGACCGUAAUCAAUGGCCAUCAUCCCAUUUCGGCCUCCGUAUCGUCCAGCUCUUCGGCCAGCUCUUCCUCCUGCUCGUCGUCAUCGUCCUCAUCCUCGUCUUCAUCAUCGUCCAGCUCCUCGACCAGCGGCCUCAGCGGUUGCGGCAGUACCAGCAGCAGUGUGAUCAGCGCCAACAACGUUGCGAGCAGCAAUGGACCAGGCGUUAUCGGCAGCAAUCUUCAGUCCUCAAACAAUGGCGGCAACUCGGGCAUCAGCAGUCUGGUCGUUGGAGCCGGCAAGGGCAGCAACAGCAGCAGCAACAGCUCCUCGAGCAACACAUCCGCCAAUGGAUCUCCGCCACGUUGCACCGCCUGCAAGAGCAAGUGCAGCGACGCGGUGGCCAAGUGCUUCGAUUGCCAGAGCUAUCUGUGCGCCAAUUGUGUAACUGCUCAUGAGUUCAUGCACUGUUUCAACGGACACAAUGUGUGCCUGAUUAAGGGUUUUGAGGCGAGCACCACUGGCACCCCGCUGUCCGUUGGAUCGCCCAGCAACAAUCCGGCGUCGAAUGAGUUCAAGUACGCCAGUUCGCUGACCAUGAUGCUGCAACAGCAGCAGCAGCAGCUCGACUCGCAACAACAGCAACAGCAGCAGCAACAAUUGCUGCCGGCGCAGCCUAUGUCACAACUCUCGAAGAUUGUACUAGCAGCCGCCGCGCAGGCAAAUUCCCAGGAGCAGCAGCGAGAGGAUAGCAUCUAUGGUUCACUGCACCCUCAACAACAACAGCAGCAGCGACAACUCUUCUGCCCCCGACACAAACAGGAGCUGCUCAAGUUCAGUUGCCGCACCUGCUGCAUCCUGGUGUGCAAGGAGUGCAUUGUGUUGGAGCACUCCACAGGUCUCCACGAACUGGAGAACGUGCAGUCACCUGGAAUGACAACCUCUACGGGAUCCACGGCCAACGAGUCAGCUUUGCAGACUCUGCUCGCCGAUAUGCGUGGCAAAAUUGGCGAGAUUGUCGGCAUUGCUGGAAACUCGGACCAGAAUCUCACCAAGGUGAAGCUGCAGUACCAAAAGGCUCACAACGAGCUGAACGAGACGCACCAGUUCUUCGCUUCCAUGCUGGACGAGCGCAAGACAGAAUUGCUCAAGGAACUGGAAACGCUGUACACGGCCAAGGUUAACAGCAACAAUUCGUGGCAGCAACGCUCCCGCGACUUGAUCGACAAGGGACUGGCCACCUGCGAGGCGGUCGAGCGGAGUCCUGCUCCGCCUUCCUCCUUGCUGGCAGAUGCCCUUCUCCUACGCAAAUCCCUGGAGCAGCAACUACAGACGGGCAUUCAGGAGAUGCAGCUGCCCUUUGAGAUCGAAUUUAUGUCCAACUAUCAGUCGAUUCAGGCCGGCGUGCGCAACACCUUUGGUUACAUUCGAGCAAACAGCUCAGACGGUGGACCUACUGGCAUGAGCCUGACGAGCAAUGGCCACGGAAAGCAGCCGCCAAUUGCCCGGCCAACACAGAGCGCCAGCAACAGCAGUGCGAGCAGCGCGGGCAGUGGUCACCAUGGCCACCACCAACAGUCACACCAUCAUGGCCACCACAAUCAUCACCAGACGGCCCAUCAUCAACAGCUGCAGGCGCAAUCGUCGCUGCACGGCCUGGGUCUUGGAUUGAGUGGCGCCAGUUUGUUGGAUAGCAGCUCUAGCGCAGGUGGAGCAGUGGGAGCCUUCAGCAACGGAGGACUCCUGCUGAGCGGUCGCGAUCGCAACGCUCUGGCAGUGGAACAGCAUUUUGGUGAGCUGAUGCCCAAGCGAGGAGGAGGUGGCUACACCGGCAGCAAUGGAUCAGCCACCAGUGCCGUGGCCCACUACAAUCCCUACGAGAAGUGGAGCAACGGCGGUAGCGACAAUCUCUUUUCAUCGGUGACAAGCGGCGUGUCCGGUAGCUCUGCAGUGGCCGAUGCGUUUGCCAGCCUGUCUGCUGUUGGAGGAUCCGUGGUUAGUGGCGCUGGAGCUGGCGGAAGUACCGUGAGCUCAGAGUCCCUGCUGGACCUCACCAACAAGCUGCUUUCGGCCACUAUCUAUCCGCCCAAGUCGCAGAUCAAGCGGCAGAAGAUGAUUUACCACUGCAAGUUCGGCGAAUUCGGCGUGAUGGAGGGCCAGUUCACGGAGCCCAGCGGUGUGGCGGUAAAUGCCCAGAAUGACAUCAUUGUUGCGGAUACGAACAACCAUCGCAUUCAGAUCUUCGACAAGGAGGGACGCUUCAAGUUCCAGUUUGGCGAGUGCGGCAAGCGUGACUCGCAGCUGCUCUAUCCGAACCGCGUGGCCGUGGUGCGCAACUCCGGCGAUAUCAUUGUCACCGAGCGCUCACCCACACACCAGAUCCAGAUCUACAAUCAGUACGGCCAGUUUGUGAGGAAGUUCGGGGCCACCAUUCUGCAGCAUCCUCGCGGCGUGACCGUGGACAACAAGGGCCGGAUCAUUGUGGUGGAGUGCAAGGUGAUGCGUGUGAUCAUCUUUGAUCAGAACGGCAAUGUGCUGCACAAGUUCGGGUGCUCUAAGCACCUCGAGUUCCCCAACGGCGUGGUGGUCAACGAUAAGCAGGAGAUCUUCAUCAGCGACAAUCGGGCGCACUGCGUCAAGGUGUUCAACUACGAGGGCCAGUAUCUGCGGCAGAUUGGCGGCGAGGGAAUUACCAACUACCCGAUUGGCGUCGGGAUCAACUCGAACGGGGAGAUCCUCAUCGCGGACAACCACAACAACUUCAACCUGACGAUCUUCACGCAGGACGGGCAGCUGAUCUCGGCGCUCGAGUCGAAGGUGAAGCACGCGCAGUGCUUCGAUGUGGCGCUCAUGGACGACGGCAGUGUGGUGCUGGCCAGCAAGGACUAUCGGCUCUACAUAUAUCGCUAUGUCCAACUGGCGCCAGUGGUAUUGCACAAAUUGCACAGCAACAUCAAUGAAACCAGCAAGAGCUUCUUGGCAGACAGAAUACAGCAACAUUUCAUUUGAAAUAGAAAAGCGAAAGAAACGAACUAUUAUUAACCAAUCACCAAACAAACAUUCCCCAUACAAUUGUGUUAUGUUAACGAAUUUGUUGUUGAAGAAAGGAAGUGAGAAGGAAUGUAAUGUAAGGGCGAUGCAUGGACAAGUUUACGUUACGCAAUUAAUUUAAAUCAAUUUCGGGACUCAAAAAUUAUAUAAAUAUUAAUGUAUUUGCAAUUAGUGUAAAUGAGUCUCUACGGUCGAACCGCACACAAAGAAUUCACACACACAGACACGAAUCAACGUUGCUAAAUCAUUGAAAUAUGCAUAAAUGUUAGCUCAUCUUAAUCAUAAUCGAUCAUUCAGCAUAGAUUUUAAUAUUUAUAACGCUAUAUAGUGCAACUAAGCCGAACAUGGUAUCAUCAUCUAGUCAUCAUGCAUACAUAUAUGUAUUUUUAUAAUUAAUUAUUAUUAAUAUUAAAUAAAAAACAAAAACCAAAACCAAAAUGAAACAGAAAAUGAAAAGGAACACCAAUCUAAUGUUAAAUGUCGUUACAAUUAAGUUUUCUUUGUAUACACAUAUAUAUUAUGUUUAGCCAACGAUUUACCAAUUAACAAUUUUCCGUGUAAGGAUUGAUUUUUAUGUCUCCCCGCAAUUUGAAUUUCUCGCUAAAGCCAAGUUGAAUUUUAACCUACACAACAAAAAAAAAAAAAAUCGAGUGAAUACUGUAUACAGGGUGUUGCUUAAAUGGCUUUCAUAUACUACGUUGUCAUAUGAAACUAAGACAUUUUAUCAGCUAAAGUAAUAAAAGUAAUAUGUUUUCUUUAUGGUUAAUUGUUUACACUGUACGUUCAGUUACAAAUCGUAUAUUUCGCUCAAAUUUUGUUUUACACUUAAGAUAAAUACAAAUAAAAAGAAAAUCAAUGAAAAAAAAAAAAUGUUAAAGCAAAUGACAAGAAAAUGUGGAAAAUAUGGACUGACAAGCAAAUAAUGUAUAUCAUUGAGGGUUGGCAUUUUUAUUCAACACUUAUAUAAAUAUAAAGAAAAUCUAUAUUACACGUAGACUUUGUCAGGCAGGCGGCCAUUCUCAGCUGUUUCGAACGGGGAAAUUGUUAACUUUUUGCGUUGAAAUGAAAAAAAGAAAAUAAAAUAAAAGGAAAGGAAAGGAAAUAUAUACACGCCCACCAAAUGCAUACUAUAUGCCAUAUACUGUUUCUAACAUGCAUACAAAGAUUUAACCACAGUGCAGAGCAAUUACCAUUCGGUUUAAGUUUGUAACUGACUUAACUUACUGCCAGGAUCAGCUCAGCUCGGCUCCUCAGAUACCCUGCACGAUACUCACUCAAUCAGUCAGUCAGUCAGUCACUCAAUCACUCAAUCACUCACUCAGUCAGUCACUCAAUCAUCCAGUCAUUCACUAAUCCAUCUUUCCCGCAAAUCCAGCACAA